GGUUGGCCAGCCGAGCAUAUAACCAGCGGGGAAGUGGUAGGGACAUCCCGUGGCAUGGCCCAGUACAGUCCAAGCACUUGAUAGCACCACUAGGUUUAUCCAAACACCAGCACAAUGACAGCCCCGCGCCGGUCCCUUUUCACCGUAGUCCAGAGUUGUCCUCCGCUGCCUCGCCUCAUUCGUCGCGAGCACCACUCUGGGGACUCCACAACGACUCCAGCAUGGCCACGCACGGACCUUAACGAACUGGUCAUUUGGUCUUCCUUCGACGAUGAAAUCCGGAGGACGCAAACCACGCUCCAAGCCAUCUUCAUCGCACCGAACUUCGCUCUUGAUAUUCCAACAAUCAGAAAAGUCGGAGACGAAACCCACGUUCAAGGAGUCAUAGAAAAUACUAUUCUGUCCGUCGUAGAGAAUGUCGCACGCGAAAUUGUUUCCGAGCCCGAUUUCAGUUGCAGCAUUGCAGGCGUCCCUGGGUUGCUACUAGAUCCGGACUUCAUCUUUGCGUCACAAGCAACUCCCAAGGCAAAACUAGUGGGAGAAGUGAAAACGCCUUGGGCUUUCGGCGCUUCCCGGAACCUAGUUCAGGAUUGGCACGAUAGCCGCGGCACCAGGAACAAAACUGUGCGUGCGAUUGAGCAGGUGUAUGGCUAUCUGACGUUCAAUAACCUUCGAUACGGUGUCCUCACAACGUACGAGACUACCUGGUUCUUCAAGCGCACAUGCUCUCCCCAAGGCGGUCGACUAGAAGUAACUGCUCCGUUCCGAUAUGAGUCGACCCCGCAACUCAUAUUCGCUUAUACGACGAUUGUGCGUCUCGCGGACGAGCAUUGGUUGCACGCAUCGCCAACCUCCUCCCCCGGCCCGGCAUCGCCAAUCGUUCGGCGAAGGACUCAACCUUCCAAUCCCGAUCCUCAUUUACUACAAACGGCGGCACCUCCAUCCGACAUCCACCUCACGCAAGGGGUCGACCGCAGCCGUGUAGGGGGUAUCGUUCGAGGGAAUUAUCGGGGCCAGCCGGUCAUCUUCAAAACCGUGGACGUUAGCAAGCAUCGCGCUCUGACUCAGGAACUUGAUCACGAAGUUACCGUGUAUCAAGCAAUCGCCCACCUUCAGGGAGACGCUGUGGUUAGAGUGAUUGCCUAUGUCGAAGUGUGGGAAAUGCUUCGCCUACUGGUGUUGGAGGACCAUGGCGUCAAUUUGUGGAUGUAUGAACAGCAAGGCGGGAAAGCAUCUGUACUGAAAACAAAGUGUCGAGAAUGUCUCCAGAAGGUUCACGCCACCGGAUACCUUCACGGAGAUAUACGAUUGCCAAACUUCUUGGUAUCAAACGGCGUGGUGCGGCUGGUCGAUUUCGGCCAAGCCAAGCAAUCUACCGUCAGAGAAGAGUUCAUAGCGGAGAUGAGGGAGCUGAAUCCGUUGUUUUCGUAAACCCUCCUUUAUGGAGCAGGGUUAGGGUUUACGAAAACAACAAUUCCAGCUCCCUCAUCUCCCGUGCUACUCCCGUUCGCCGGUUUUUUUCUUGGUUGUGACGUCGA
Messenger RNA from Fimicolochytrium jonesii, 1538 nucleotides. RefSeq lists its product as uncharacterized. The coding region runs from base 115 to 1431 and encodes 438 amino acids. The record is from RefSeq and is a predicted model, not a curated record. NCBI's taxonomy places the organism in Eukaryota, Fungi, Chytridiomycota, Chytridiomycetes, Spizellomycetales, Powellomycetaceae. Gene Ontology annotation, biological process: protein phosphorylation. Gene Ontology annotation, molecular function: ATP binding; protein kinase activity. The transcript has a single exon.